CUGGCGAAACCGACCAUGAUUGCUCGACCUGGAGCGUAGGUAUUGACAUUGCUUUACAUAUUCCGCCAUGUUCAUUGCCUGCAGUUGUGGCAUAAGAGCUACUGAGAGCUACUGAACCCGUUUUAUUCGUUUGAUCCUCAUCGCAAUUGUCUGCUGGAUUAUUUAUUGAACCGCCUGGAAAAUAAAUUGAAACAGCAUCAGAAGAGGGUGUUUUGAAGCCACAAAGUUUUAGGUAAAAAUCAUCAUCGCCGUGCAAGGAUUUAUUUCCAGCUACGAGGUUUAUGGUGGUGUGUUGUGUUAUGCAGCACUCUCUGCUCCUCGCCGUAGCCUGCCUUGGUCUCAGCUUGGCAGCUCAGGAGGCACACUACAGAAAGGAUGCUGUUUCGACACCCAGCAGACCUCAGAUAUACUACUGCCGCUCAUCUAACAUGGAGACCUUCACAUGCUGGUGGCACCCGCUCGAAAAUACCUCCACUAGCAACGAGAAGGUCAACUACACAUUUCUGUACACUUUAGAGAAUAACCAUCAGCCACAGGAAUGUCCAGAUUACGUGAGCGGUGGGCCCAACAGCUGCUACUUCGACAAGGCACACACACGUGUCUGGGAGAUGUACUGCAUGAACGUUUCUGCAAGAACCAGCAGAGGGACGUUCACCUCAAAACAGUACUGUGUGGACGUGGCUGACAUCGUGGAAAUAGACCCACCUUUCAACCUGACGUACACCUUGAUGAACGAGAGCGAGGGAGAAGCAGGCCGCACUGCGCAGGUGUCCUGGUCCUACCCGAUCCCCGCGCACGUGCACAUCGGCUGGAUAACGCUGGUCUACGAGCUGCGCUUCAGGCCGGCAGCAGACCCGGACAACUGGAAGGUGAAAGGUUUACUGCGUGAGCCGCAACUAGAACUGCUAGACCUCCCAGCAGGCAGCUAUGAAGUGAUGGUCCGCUGCCGAUCCCAAAACAACCGCAUCUGGAGCCAGUGGAGUUCCCCUCUCACCAUCACCGUUCCAUCCAGACACACAGCAGAUCGCAUGCUGGCGCUGAUCUUGAUCGUUGGGGUCGGGGUCAUGGCCUUCCUCAUCAUCGGCUUUGGGGUCAUACCACAGAGCAAAAGGAUCGUAGCCCUUCUCCUUCCACCUAUUCCUAAGCCCCGCAUCAGAGGCCUGGACCCGGUACUUCUGAAGAGGGGGAAAAUGGAGGAGAUCAAUCGUCACUUCUCGUCGUUCCAUGGCUACAAAUCUCCGCAGUAUCUUGAGGAGACCUGGUACCAGGUGUACACCGACGACAGCUCCUCCCACCCCUGCCUUCCGCCUCAGCCCAUUGGUCCUCCCGUGGUCCCCAGCGCAGAGCAGCCCAAUGAGCAGCCGGCCUCCCUGCUGACCCCGCGCACCCAGCAGCAGGCCCCGCCGCCCGGCGAGGACUCACGCGACCGUCCUGGUGCCACCGCCGCCACCGACAUCCCUGCGUCCUACGUCACCGAGUCCAUGGACAUCCCGGCGUUCCCUCCUCCUCCUCCGACCGCUGUUGCUCCGUGGGCCACCGGUUUCUCCUCCUCCAACCCGCCGCCGUUCGGCUCCCCUCAUCCCACGCAGCAGGUCACCUUUCCCACGAGCAUGGGCUACAGCUUGGUGGUCAACUCUCCGCACGGCCCCGUGCCUCUCUCGUCCCUGCCGGCCCUGCACGACUUCUACACCUGCGUCAACGUGGUCAGCUCCAGCGGGGCGGUGCAGCUGGUGCCGUGUGUCCCGGGAAUGCCACGCCAUCAGGCCGGAGCGCCGCACGCGGAGCUGGGCUCCCAGAAGAACGGCCAGCUGGUGGAAUAUAUGGCCAAGAAGGAAGAGCUGUCCAACGGAAGUGCCUGUCUAGGUCAGGGAGAGGUCGGCGGAAAGCAAGGGUUAAACUCAGAGCUGGCUACAGACCUAUUAUCCCAGUCAAAGUAAAAUAAGAUCAAAUGAAAUAAAAUAAGGUUAUACUUUAGUUAUAUUCUCACGUACACUCUAAAACUCUAUGUGUAUUCACACAUACAGUACUCCAAAUUAACUUUUAUACAGUGCAAUGGGUACAGUUCUCAGAGAUCCACAGAUGUGACAUCAGGUAUGCCAAGUUUCAGAUGUCAUACUGCCACUACCACUUGUCUGUCACAAGUUCAGGCUUUUACAUCAUUUAGUCUUGAAAUAUAACUUGCAACCAGUUGGCCCUGGAAGGAACAAUACUGAAAACGAGGUGGUGUAGGGAGAAUAGUGAGCUGUGUUUUGAUACUCGGUGGUGUUUUAAACAUUUAGAGUCUGAUUUUUUUUUAUCAGAGAUUAAGAGAGUGUGUAUUUGUUGAAAUAUGUAACUCGCAUCGAAGGCCUUUCUUCAGAGAAUAACUGUGGCAUGUCUCCCUGCUGUGUUUAGCAAAUUAGCUCCACGCUAAUCCCUCUACUUUCCAUGCAGUUUUGUAAGUUCCCAAGUGGCAUACCAAGCCCAGCCCACCCCCCGAGACUUUCAGAACACUGUGAACAGAAUGAAACACACAGUAAUGAUAACUUCAUUUCUGGAGCAGCAUUUGUCGUAAUUAAGAGAUUUAUAUUUAAUGUAUAGCUAUCAGUUGCUUGAAACACUCCCACUCUUCAUCUGCCACCUCGGCGUAAGGUUCAAGGAUGGGAGGUGUGGGUGAGUUUAGUCUGUAAUGUCGCACCGUA
Molecule: messenger RNA, 2681 nt
Organism: Sardina pilchardus (European sardine)
Lineage: Eukaryota; Metazoa; Chordata; Actinopteri; Clupeiformes; Clupeidae
Product: prolactin receptor-like
Exons: 9
Coding region: 282-1937 (551 amino acids)
Biological process (GO): cytokine-mediated signaling pathway
Cellular component (GO): external side of plasma membrane
Molecular function (GO): protein binding; cytokine receptor activity
Source: RefSeq, a predicted model, not a curated record